Acanthamoeba castellanii str. Neff is the source of this 261-nucleotide messenger RNA. RefSeq lists its product as uncharacterized. The transcript has 2 exons. NCBI's taxonomy places the organism in Eukaryota, Discosea, Longamoebia, Acanthamoebidae. The record is from RefSeq and is a predicted model, not a curated record. Bases 1 to 261 code for a protein of 86 amino acids.
AUGACUCCGGCCAUCAACAACACUGGCUCCCUCUACGAGCUGUGCAACAUCGUCCACUACUUCAACAACGGAGCCGACCAAGUGGUGCUCAAUGGAGCGAACAACUUCAACAACCAGGAAGAGCCGCAGCCGUAUGCCGUUGUGGGUGGCGUUGGCGCCUACAAUGGAGCCUCGGGCAGCUGCACCGUCCAGACCGAUGCCGUCAGCCUCAACGCCAUCUACGUGUGCGACUUCUGGACCCCUAACUACGCGUCUUAUUAG